AUGAGUAACCGCAGCAGAGCAGACACGACAGGCUGCGUUGCGAGCUGGGUCCUCCAGUUUGCUGUUGCAGAGAGUCACGGUAAACACAACUAUUUCGCUGAGUUCGCGCCUUGCGUGGAAAAGUCCGCGACGGAUCGAAGUUCCGCACAAGUGAGCGCCCAGUGGCAAGCUCGGCAUACGGCAGGUGUCGGCGGACAUAACGAGCAAAGAUUUUUGUUAGCAACCUGUGGAGGGCCAGGCGCACGAGUAUACGCUGCACCCACGGGUGAACCCGCUGUUCAAGAUCUUCAGUUGCUCGUUUCAUAUGCAAGUUCUCUUCCAAGAGCUGAUACUGACGAGUGUUUCUGUUGUACGUGGGCAUUCGAGGAAGCGACCAGCGACGUUCUCCUGUGUUUGGGGUAUGAAAGCGGUAUCAUUCGGGUCGUACAUUUAUCCAACGAUUCUCUGUGUCACACGUUGCUGGGUCACAGCGGGGCGGUGCACUGCCUCCGGUCCUGUCCGAAACGGCCUUCGUGGCUGCUGUCGGCGAGCAAGGAUGAAUCGCUGCGCCUUUGGGACUUGGGGACCGGAAAUUGCUUUGCAAUUUUUUGCGGACUACAAGGGCAUCGUGGAGAAGUUCUUUUUUGCGACUGGCAUCGCAGUGGCGAAAAGUUUGUCUCUUGUGGAAUGGACGGCACAGUGCGGGUAUGGAAUAUUGACGCGAAAGUGUUGCAGUCAUUCGAAAUGCAGAGAAGAAGAGCUUGCGUUGCGGAGCGCGCUGGAGAGGGCGCCAGGCAUUCCGCUGCACUGCCGAAAUUUCCGAGCAGUGCGCCCCAAAAAGUCACAGAUCCGACGCCACAAAAAGUGCUCUUCCGUGGAAUACCAGGGGAAGUUGAGACUCCUGUGGCACCUCCUCAUCCAUCGAAGCGUCAUCGUAGAAGAAGGAAUGCUGUUGGUGUUGCACAAGCAGCGCCCCAAACGCUCGAUGUGCCCAGAAAUCUGGCAUGCCCGUCAAGGGAAAAUGCGAGCCCCUACGAGACUGAGCGCACCAGUUCUCCAGCCACAACGCCAAAGAAGAUACCGAGCCCACGGCGCCCGAGUGCCUUGCGCCAUUUCAAUCGGAGCCCGGAAACGAGUGCAGCUGCAGACUUGGAACGUAUCCCAUAUACGACCGCGCCAUUGGUUGAUGGCGUUACGCUGGAUGCCCCUGCACGGGGCGUACCUCCUCCGAUGACUCUCGGCGAUGAUGCGGUGCGACAAGCCGCAGGUUCGCGCACCCGCCGCUAUGUCGAGUUUGUUCAGUUUCCAGACCAGGUGUUCCGCUUUGUUCACGGGAACUAUGUAGACUGCGUCGCCUAUGUCGGGGAUUUGAUUCUAUCCAAGUCGGUACAUAGCAAGAUUGUGCUCUGGGCUCCUGGUAUGGAUGAUCGCGGUUUGCUUCCAUCAUCGAGCGAGCACCGCGUUCUUAUUGAGUACCGAUAUCGAGGCGGUGAUCUCUGGUAUAUUCGAUUUGCGGUGGACCCCAUGCAAACUUUGCUUGCCGUAGGCUCAAGAAUGGGUACUAUUUAUGUAUUCCAGGUGGAUGAUCCAGGCGGCAAACCUAUCGCUUGCCUGACGCAUCCGCAAGCCACUGCUGCAGUGCGACAUGUCGCGUUCAGCCCCGACGGGAAGAUGAUCCUGGCAGUUUGUGAUGACAGCACCGUUUGGCGGUGGGAUAUAGAGUCGUUGACGCGCUGA
Messenger RNA from Cyanidioschyzon merolae strain 10D, 1716 nucleotides. RefSeq lists its product as hypothetical. The transcript has a single exon. Gene Ontology annotation, molecular function: nucleosome binding; protein binding. The coding region runs from base 1 to 1716 and encodes 571 amino acids. Gene Ontology annotation, cellular component: ESC/E(Z) complex. The record is from RefSeq and is a predicted model, not a curated record. Lineage: Eukaryota; Rhodophyta; Bangiophyceae; Cyanidiales; Cyanidiaceae. Gene Ontology annotation, biological process: negative regulation of transcription by RNA polymerase II.